Messenger RNA from Zasmidium cellare ATCC 36951, 2556 nucleotides. RefSeq lists its product as uncharacterized. The record is from RefSeq and is a predicted model, not a curated record. The coding region runs from base 1 to 2556 and encodes 851 amino acids. Gene Ontology annotation, molecular function: protein binding. The transcript has 4 exons. Lineage: Eukaryota; Fungi; Ascomycota; Dothideomycetes; Mycosphaerellales; Mycosphaerellaceae.
AUGGCCGCUCCCAAGGCCCUCAAUCUGCCAGAGCUCGUCGAGGGCAUCCUCGCUCACCUCCCCAACGGCGAUAUCCUGCGCCUUCAGGGCAUCAACUCCACCUGGCAUAAUGCCGUUCAAGACUCCCCGCUGCUCAAGCACAAGCUCUUCCUCCCGGGAGCGCUGCAGAACGUGGUAGCAUCACCUCUCGUCGCGGUCAACCCUCUCUUCCGGCACGACGAAUUCGCCAUGCCAGCGGCCCCAAUGGUCAACGGAGCGCCUUACGUUACAAUGAAUCACUGUCUUGUGUACUGGGCAGAGCCAUUCAAGUUACCAUUCAAGACGGGUGCAUGCCGCUACCACGAGAGAAUCGUCAGAAACAGCGUUUCAGCUGCGUUCGAACUCACUGGAGUUACACGCGAGAACGUCCUGGCCAUUCGACAGUACAUCCCAGCGUCCGCACAGUCUAUGCAUCUCGCCAGAUCCGCCACACCCAUCGACAUCCAUCUGAGCUACACCAUCAAGGAGAAGUUCAAUCCCGCCAUGACGCAAGCACUAGACGCAUCGAAUAUCAAGAUCAAGAAGAAAGGCAUCAUGACAGCCAAAAUAACGGUCAGAUCAUGUACGCUGGAAGAGCUGUUGCUGAGCCUCAGUCGCGGCGUCAUUCAGUUGGAUACCCUUUUUAUGAACAGCCUGGGUAUGGCGAGCUUCUCCGCUGCCGUGCGAGCGAUGAUGGGGCCUCGCAAAGCCGCGCUAAGGACUAGCGCCCACAAGUUGACUUAUCUUGUUUCCAUCACUCUUCUCUCAACCAACACCAGCAUCCAAACCGCUGUCGUCGUCGUCGAUAGCAUGAUCGCCACAAUCAUGACGGAGAAGGCAUCCACAAAGGCCUGCAGGCUUCCCGAGAUCGUAUUCAACAUCCUCCGCCAAGACCUCGACGCCCUCACAAUCCUGAAAGUGCGCAACGUAUGCCACACCUGGCGCAACGAAAUCGAUCAUUCCAACACCCUGCUCGAGAAGCUCUUCUUGAAAGUACCCAGAAGCUCGCGCGUACCACGCUCGUGGAACAUCAUCCUCCCCGGCUCCUGGUCCAAUCCUCUCCUCAAUCACUCCCUGCGCUCUCCCAUCCCAUUUCGACGUUUCAAGUUCAAGGCACCCCGCUGGGCUUGCCCAAUCAGCAUUUCCGGCGACCAGCAGAUGUGGGUGGAAGGCAUGGUGUCGACGGGAGGGAACUUGGUCUGCAUGCAGCCAUGGCGAAAGGAUAUUCUAGGCCUGCUGGAGACGACCCCUCCGAAGAUCUUGAACAUGUACCUCACAACGCCAGCGAUCGUCUCCAGUAUCGAGCUCUACCACGUCCUGGUCCCGCAGCAGCUGAGCACUCGGUACAGGAGGGUUGCCGUCACUGCACGCGUCCCGCUAUCCUGUGCCUGCACGCUGGGAGAGUAUCUUUUGCUCUGCCAGGAGCUGGCAGACCGGCAACCAUCACUGCACGAAGUCUACGGACACAUCAUCAACGGCGCAUAUCACCAGACUCGAAUAUCGUUCACCGACGGGUCUCACAAGCAACCUUUCCAAGGCAAGAUGUAUGGACGUGAGGUGGAGUACGAGUUUCAGCUGAUGCCCUCAUCCACGCGCCCGCGCCGGUACUCGGCUCCCUCUCCCAUCACAACAGCCAACGUCGAAUUCUUGAAGGAUACGCCGCUCCCCGCGAUUCCAUCUCUACAUGCGUUAAGGAAAGAGAAGGAGGGACUCGCUUCUGCUAGUGUGUUUGAUACCCAAGAGCUCGUCGACAAGAUACUGGCAAAUCUCCAGGCAAAGGAGAACAUCAGAAUCCAGCAUCUGAACAAGAAGUGCCACAAAGCAGUGGCCAACAACUCAACGGUGGAGAAGAAGACCUCGAAGCAGAUUGACUGCGAGCCUGGCUGGGGUGUACCACUGUACUCCCGUUUCAUUGAGCGUCCACUUGGAUUGGACGAGAGUUCAGGCGAUUGGGACGAGGUCGAUCAAGACGAGACGACACCUUCGCCAUCAGCCGAGCCCUACCCGCUUGUGCCUUGGUAUGAGAUCCUCGGCUGGGAAUGGACACCAGACCGACCUUCAACAUCAGUAUCGCCGACGCGGGAGUACUCUCUGAGAACCGGCCACAUCUUCGACUCCUUCGUCAUCGACAUGCAUAGACUGUGCCAGAACCCAUGCAAAGAGCUGCCACCACAGACCUGGCCUGCACUUCUCGACAUGGUGCGCUCUCGUCCGACUCGAUCCUGCUUCAUCUCCCUCCACUAUCCCAUUUGGGACCCCAUGAUGCACCAAUGCGAGCUUCACCCUAUCCCACGCUAUACGACGAGGUAUCAAGAACUCCAUGCUCGUGCAGAGGUCGACGUUACCCAGCCCGAACAGUGGCUCAACGUCAUUGACGCCUGCGUAAAAUAUGCGCCAGAUCUGGAGGACGUGUUCAAGUACGAUGUCGACCAUGCCCGACCUACGAAGCAUCUUCAUCAGAGCAGAUGUCAGUACCCGUGGUCGGUACAGAAGGCUCUUGCCAGCGGUGUCGACUACACUUUCGUACUGAGCAGAUGA